Eutrema salsugineum is the source of this 1373-nucleotide messenger RNA. RefSeq names its product traB domain-containing protein. Lineage: Eukaryota; Viridiplantae; Streptophyta; Magnoliopsida; Brassicales; Brassicaceae. The record is from RefSeq and is a predicted model, not a curated record. Bases 127 to 1290 code for a protein of 387 amino acids. The transcript has 7 exons.
CACCCAAAUGAAAUCUAAACCAAUCAAAAUGUCAAUACUUUCACAAAAAACGAUUGAAACAAAUUUAUUUUCAAAAAAGAUCUAUCGAAAAGAAAUCUCAAUUCGAUCAUCUCUCUGUUUCAUCCAAUGAAAUUCCUUCCGAAUCCAGUAACCUUCCCCUUCACUUAUAAACCACUCGAUUACAAACCUUUGAGACCCAUCAAAGUCUCCGUCCAGACUCCUCCGCCGGACUUCGACUUCCGCAACGAGGUCGCGUCAGACUCACGCGCCGCAAUCGCCAGAACUUUCCCGGAGCUGCUCGACCUCGCCGAUAACGGGACACUGAUCCUGGUCCAGAAGCAGAGUUUCGGCCCAACUCCGGCCUGGCGCAAGGAGUUCGUCGAGCCGGAGUCGAUUUGGCUCGUUGGCACUUCCCAUAUCUCGCCGGAGUCUGCCUCCGACGUUGAACGCGUCGUUCGCACUGUGAAGCCAGAUAAUGUCGCCGUCGAGCUCUGUCGCAGCAGAGCUGGGAUUAUGUACACUUCAAGUGUCGGAGAAGAUGACCAAAACCUAAAAUCCGGAGUGUUGUCAUUGACCGGAACAGGCUUUCUCGGUGCUGUUGGCCGGAGCUUAGAUUUGGGAGGCCAAACUGCUUUGGCCUUGCGACUUCUCUUGGCGGUUUUCUCUUCCAAGUUAUCUUCUGUUGCUGACCGCCCUUUCGGCGAUGAGUUUCGUGCUGCUCGGAUAGCGUCUGAGGAAGUUGGUGCACAGCUGGUUCUUGGAGACAGACCAAUCGAAAUAACACUUCAAAGGGCGUGGAACUCGUUGAAAUGGGGAGAGAAGCUUAAUCUGGUGAUGGCUGUGACUCGAGCAAUCACAUCGUCCUCCGGUAUAUCUGCAGCAGAGCUUAAGGAACAAGAGAGAGAUGAAAGCAAUGGAAGUCUGCAGCUUUACGAACGGCUAAGUUUCUCGUUCCCAUCUCUCUUACUGCCACUGAUACACGAAAGAGACACAUAUCUUGCUUGGUCGUUGAAGAGGAGUAAGGCGGUGAAUGGGUGUAAAACAGUGGUGGGUGUGAUAGGAAAAGGACACAUGAACGGUGUGAUCUAUGCGUUGGUAUCGGAUUCUGGUGAUCUCCGGUUUAGGGAUUUGGUGGGAAGAAGAAAUUCAUCUGAUGGUGGUACUACAUCGAACGGUUGGGUUCAAAUGGUUUUGAAGAGCCUCGCAAGAGAUACAAUUGUAGGGUUGUUGUUAUGGGAGUUGUAUGAUCAGUAUCUCAAGUUUGUGAUGAUGACCCAAAACGCUUCAUGAUUAAAAAAAUUAUAAUCUAAGACGUUGUAAAUCCAAAAAGUGUAUAAAGAAUCUUAAAAACGAGUACAGAUAUUUGAUGCUUU